GGGUAUGUAGACAAAGAAAUCACUUCUUCAGUUUCUGCUACAAAGUGGUUUAACAAAGUGUGAAAAUUCACGUUGUGUUGUGUUAGUUUUAACUAAAAAAAAAGACAAGACUUUCUUUGAAAGAUGACUUUCUCUUUGAUGAUGCUGCUCCCAUUGAUGGUGAUCGGGUUCGUGGUGGCUUCGCCAGACAACACCAGUGACUUUUCCAGUGACUUUUCCAGUGACUUUUCCAGCUCCCAUACUAGCCAUCCGCAAGAUGGAAGCCGUGAGGAAUCUGAUGAACAUUCAACGUGGGAACUUGUUGGUGAAUUAGUUCAGGACUUCGAUAACAUCACAGCAGAAGAUCCCGAGGAGGUCCUACAAGACGCAGGGGAUCCUCCAAUGAUUUCCGAGGAUUUGUGUCUGGGUCUCUUCACGAAACUGGAGAAAACCCCCAAAGGCUUCGAUGACCUGAAACUAGACCAUCCGCAUAAUUUGACUCACGUUGUUUCAUAUUCAAGUUGCUUCAGAUCAAGAUGGAAUGUCAGAACCGUGUGUCCGGCAGCCUACGUCAGGUUCAGGUCCUACAGAUUUUGUUGCCAGCCUCCGGAAAACACGCCUAUCCUUACGAGGAGAGGGCACUUUCUCAAAUGUAGAUGCCCUUCAUACGAAGACCAGUAACAAGGCAAAGACCUCGUAAUUUUAAAAGUCACUCAUUAAUGACGGAAUGACUGUCAUGAUUUAAAGUGUUGGCCCUCUAUUCCCGUCAAAGAAAAUAUCAGAGACUGCUUUACGUUCUGAAUUAAAGAAAAAAAAAUUUCUCUAAUUCACUUUCGUACCUGGAGGCUUUUUGUAAAAAAAAAAAAAAAAUAAAAAAAAAAAAAAAUAAAAAUCCUGAUUUGAUAUGUAAGCAUCAAACUAAGAUUUGUGUAAGCACUCCUAAAGGAUGUUUGCCGCUUCCCUUCGGCCCUCAGAGGUUGAAAUUUUUAUCCUCUUACUUGAUCCCCAUUCUCCAUCCAUCCUUCAAUAUUGCUGUCCAACCUCUCUAUUCCCUCUCGUCAUUGUCUCAAACGCUGAAUGGCUGAAAAUACCUCAGUGUUUGCUUGAUGAUUUUCACUUGUCAAUAAGAAAACCUAUUGCUUUGAUUAUAUAUCCAUUUUGUCUAAAAUGUCAUUCAUUGUAGUUUGGAUUAUGUGUGAAAGAAAGAUUUCAUUUCCUUCACUUCAGGGUCAUGGGGAAUCCAUGUUCAUAUCAAUGUCUGAUCCAGAACAUUUCAAGACUUUUAAGGAAAUUUACCUCUGUAACCUAUUCAUGUGUAAAGUUUUUCUACCUCUUGUAUAAUUAAUUUGGUUAUUUUAAGUCACUGGAGAAAAUCAACCACAUUGCUCUGGAAAUUAAAUUAAAUAUAUAAACUUGUGUAUCA
Molecule: messenger RNA, 1402 nt
Organism: Macrobrachium nipponense
Lineage: Eukaryota; Metazoa; Arthropoda; Malacostraca; Decapoda; Palaemonidae
Exons: 4
Coding region: 124-660 (178 amino acids)
Source: RefSeq, a predicted model, not a curated record